AAACAAAGAACGACCAAUCGCUUCAAAUUUAGAGAAAGCUAGACGAGAAGAAGGGACGGUGGCACUGACCGAGCAGUUAGCAGCUGCUUAGGGACUUCCGAAAUGGUUGAAAGCAAAGGAGACACGAGUAACAUGACCAUACAUCUGUCGGUCAUAUAUUAAAUGGGCUUAAGGGGGAAAAACGAUUUAAACGACCAAUGUUUAUGGCAAGAAAAUUAGGAUGGCCCCCACUGAUGCUUUCCCACGCGCUUUGUUUCUUGUUUUAGUCACUCACUAAAAGUGCCAGAUUUCCUGAGCAAAACAAGACAAACGUGUUAUUAUUGAUUUGGGUGGUAAGGUGUUUGUUGGAAUCUAAUCUAAUCAAAAGAUGAUCAAUUUUCCAAUUUUCUUUGGGCAUGCGCCGACCGUCCAAUGGCACUGUCCAAUUCUGAAACCUUCAUUAAUUAAUUAAAACCUUUUUUUUUUUUUUUCUUUUUUUCCUCUUUAACAUGUAAGCCUACUAACUUCGAAUUAACUUCUUGUAUCGUAUUUGUACGUCUCUUCCUCGAGAGAGAAUCUUCGUGCUCUGAGAAAAUGUCUACUAGUCAAGGAUUUGGUUACUGGGUUCGAUGGCAAGUUCCAGUCUGUGCUCUCAUCUUCAUCGUCCCGGCCGUCAUAGCUCUCAACUUCAUCAGGAAAGGGAACGCCGAGCCUCUCAAAUCCUGUGUCUUGUGGAAACCAUGCUGGAGAAACCUCAAUCCUCUUUGGCUUCUGUUUUAUAGAGCUUUCGCCUGUCUUUGCUUGGCUUGGACUCUCUAUUCCAUGGUUUCGUCACAUGGAGCAUUUGUCUUGUAUUAUUUCUACACUCAGUGGACUUUGGCACUAGUCAUGUGCUACUUUGCGCUAGGGACUGUUAUAUCCGCCUACGGAUGUUGCGGAUCCUCAAGCUCAAUUACCAACAGGGACAAAGAAUUCAAGGGCAAAUCCAAGAGACUGGGCCCUCUUGCUCAAAAGGAGAUCCUUGCGGGUCCUUGGGGAUAUCUAAUGCACGCUAUGUAUCAGACUUCCGGAGCAGCUUCUAUCCUGACAGACAUAGUAUUUUGGUGUGUUUUAGUCCCAUUGCUAGUAAAUGUGCAAUUUGAACUGACCCUGUUGAUAGGUGCCCUGCAUAGUUUGAAUGCACUUCUGCUUAUCGGAGACACUGCUCUCAAUGGUCUGACAUUCACAUGGGUUGGAUUUGCCUAUUUUGUGCUGUGGAGCUGCCUCUAUAUCAGCUUCCAAUGGAUCAUUCACGCCUUUGGUUCUUCAACAGGAAGCUCUUCCAGGUGGCCCUAUCCUUUUCUCGAACUUGAUACACCCUGGGCACCCCUAUGUUAUUUUGGGUUGGCUCUGUUUCACGUUCCCUGUUAUUGGAUAUAUGCAUUGAUCGUGAAAGGCAAAGAUUCUAUUCUCUCCAGAUUGUUUCCCCAUGCAUUCGUGAAGGUGUAGAAUGAAGACCGAAAGUGGGUUUUGAAUUUAUCCAGGGACGUAGAAUUGCUUUCGUUCAAUUCCCACAAGGAUUUUGGUUGCAUGUGUCCCGGAGACCAUUGUAGCACGUGGUAGGAAAUAUUUGAUAAGUUGUAAUACAACGACUUUCGAAUGGUGGUGCUGGUAAAGGGUUUCAAAAUUAUGAAUCAUUUACCAAAUCCCAUGCCCAUAAGUAAACCACUUAUAAUUAUAGCUAAGUAUGUAAUUUCAAUCUUUCUUAAUGUCACACUGGUGGAACACAAGGAUAUCUUGACGAAUCUCAAAUACAAGCACGAAUCUUACUUCAAA
This is a messenger RNA of Ziziphus jujuba (common jujube), 1794 nucleotides long. RefSeq lists its product as uncharacterized. Lineage: Eukaryota; Viridiplantae; Streptophyta; Magnoliopsida; Rosales; Rhamnaceae. The coding region runs from base 574 to 1467 and encodes 297 amino acids. The record is from RefSeq and is a predicted model, not a curated record. The transcript is spliced from 8 exons. Gene Ontology annotation, cellular component: membrane.